Messenger RNA from Carassius gibelio (silver crucian carp), 4761 nucleotides. RefSeq lists its product as uncharacterized. Gene Ontology annotation, biological process: lipid transport; lipoprotein metabolic process. Gene Ontology annotation, cellular component: extracellular region; membrane. The transcript has 33 exons. Gene Ontology annotation, molecular function: lipid binding. Lineage: Eukaryota; Metazoa; Chordata; Actinopteri; Cypriniformes; Cyprinidae. The record is from RefSeq and is a predicted model, not a curated record. The coding region runs from base 155 to 3610 and encodes 1151 amino acids.
AGACGCACUGUUCCACUGAUACUGCUGCGCGACUGCAGACGGGUCGAUGCGCUUAUUUAGCGACCUUUUUAUUUGUCUGAAAUAACAAGACUGGUGAGUGCUUUAUUUCUUCCACACGUUUCCUGUAAGCCUCUCUGGGAACUCCAUAGCCGAAAUGGAUGGAGAUUCGCUGUUUGGUGUCUCAGGUCUGAUCAUGGAGAAUGGCAUCAGCAGCGUCUCCUGGAACCCUUUCUCUUCAGAUCCACAGAGUCCAGUGAAUGGAGAUCGAGGUGCUGUCCACACAGUCGGAGAGAAUCAUUCUGAUCAGGACUGUGAUGUGAAAACGGAGAACAGUGUGUUACCAAACACGAGUUUAUCCAAAAGUGACAGCGUUCAUCAGACGGCAGAGUUUUCAGAUGAUCCUUUUCCAGCUCCAGACUGGGUUUCGUUUCCUCCGCCUGAUUUUUACAAAGACGACACAGCGGCAGGCAAACGGAGUGAAGAAGUAGACAUUUUCAACCCUUUCAAAGAGAAGGUAGACACUGAUGUCAAUCAGAACGCAGAAUCCUGGCCUUCGUCCAAUCAGAACGCAGAAUCCUGGCCUGCGUCCAAUCAGAACGCAGAAUCCUGGCCUGCGUCCAAUCAGAACGCAGAAUCAUGGCCCUCGUCCAAUCAGAACGCAGAAUCAUGGCCCUCGUCCAAUCAGAACGCAGAAUCCUGUCCUGCGUCCAAUCAGAACGCAGAAUCCUGGCCUUCGUCCAAUCAGAAUGCAGAAUCAUGGCCCUCAUCCAAUCAGAACGCAGAAUCCUGGCCCUCGUCCAAUCAGAAGGAUCCUCUCCUGGAAUACAUCCUCUCCAGAGGGAAGACCUUCCCGGCUCCAGCGUCUGAACCCCCCAGUGUUAAUCAAGAAGCCUCCUCUAAAGCGGACGGGUUCCUCAAGGCUCCUUCAGCGUCCUCCUCGCCGUUCGUUUCUGACACCAACGAUAUCUUCAAGAGAUCUGAAGUCUCUGACAUCCAGGCGUUGGAUCCUCUGUUUGCCCCUCAGACUGAAGUCCGUUCCUCUCAGAAGAGCGAGGAGGAUCUGCUGUUGUCCCGUCAGGAUGAGGCUCAUGAUGUUUCGACAGACAGAGUCCUUCAGGAGACGCCAGCUUUAGCAUCAUCUUCCACAAACCUCUCAAAUGGAGAUCUGAUGUUCAGGAGGCGUCUGUCCAGAGCUGCUCCCCGCAGUAAAGCCCCGAGGCGCCUGCAUCCGCCCCCUGCUCUCUCUCAGAUCACGCCGGCUGCUGUGGAGAGAGAUCCGCUGGUGUACGAAGACGUUCUGCUCAUCGGUCAGGAGAACUGUGUGGAGGACUGGCCUGAACACAGUCCUGAGCUCUCUCCAGACUGGAAACCAGCCGGCAGGCUCACGCUUCGGAGAGACUCUGUCCGGAUUCCAGCCGCGUCUGCUGGAGGCGGAGAGGAGGAUCUGAAGAAGAGCGGGAGGCAGAGUCUGGGGAGGAGACUGAGACACUCGCUGCUCAUCAGGAGGAGCUCCAAGGAUAAAAGUGGAGAUGAAAUGAAGAGCUCCGAGACGAACACAAACUCACUGAAUCGACACUCAAAGCUCAUUAACAGCACGGAUGAAGAAGAAGAGCAGAAUGAAGCUGCUGAGUAUAAACCGAAGAAAACAUCAAAACCCAAGAUUAUUAUACACCGCAGAGGCUCUAAGGUGAAAUCUGCUGAAGCUCCACACUAUAAGGAUGAUUUACCCUCCUCAUGGAAGCAUGCUGAUCUCAACGCUUUGAGAGAGAAAAAAUCAGAAGUUGUGGACUGCAAACCGAAGCAGUCACAUAAAUUCAUGCCUACUGUGCCUCACCGAUCAUCGAAGAGCCCAGAGAUGGACACACAUCUGGAUGAUGAAGAAUCAAACACAGAGGAGACGGAUGGACAGCAGAAAUUGAAAAAGAAAGUGCAAGUUAAGUUUGUUCCACGCAGAGGGUUUGUCAUCGCUCGGUCCAGGGUGAGUGCUGACACCUCUCUGUUUCUUCAGUUUGAGCACUUCUCUGGUGUGAACACACUCUUCUGUGUCUGCUCACAGCAUGACAAGACUAAUAACCAAACCCAGGAGGAAACACCACAUCUGGAGGACGGAGCUGACGCUGAGCUGAAGGGGGCUUGUGGCUUCACUCCUCAUCCUCCGACGAAGGACGGCGAGCGGUUCGAUGACCUGAAGGGAGCGUUCGGUCACGAGUUGAAGACAGACACGCUCCUGAAGUCUGAAGCUGGACGCAGUUACUCACCCAACCGUGUUCAGAGUCCACAUUCUAAUGGCUUUACGAGUCCAGCGUGGGAUUCAAAGGCAGAUCUCACACAGUCAGACGCCAGCAAGAAACAUCAGAAGAAACCACCAAUGUUUACAUUCCCUCACCUGCAUCGCAGACAGUCAAAGAGUUUUGAAGAAGCUGAGAUCAAGCAGAGCAGAGAUUCACAGAUGAAGAAGCCUCCUCUUCGGUCGCAUCGAGACUCAAAGAGCUCUGAAGAUGGCGAGCUCCCUCAGAAGGGUGCAGAUCUGUUCAAAGCAGGAGACGUGGAGCUGGCGGAGGAAUAUACGCCGGUAACUUCAUCAUUUCAUCAGACUAAAGACAUAAAGGAGUUUUCUGAAGACUUCCUGGAGCCUCCAGGAGCCGUGUCUGGAGAUUUUCACUUGUCUGAUGCUGCUAAGGCCGAGUGGCUGUCGGCUCAGAUGGACAUGAGACGACUGAAAGCUCAAGAGGAAGAACAGAAGCGCGAGGAAAAGGAUGAUGAAGGGGACACUGACAGUCUGAUGGAGUGGUGGAACACAGUGGAGUCUUGGGAUGAAAUACCUCCUGAUGAGGCCAUCAGCACUAAAGAAGAAGAGACCAUAUCGUUUAAAGCGGUCGCUGAUAGGGUCCACCGCGGCCUCCGCGUGUAUCUGAAGCUCUUCAUGGAGCGCGCCGAGCUGCUCUACCAGCACGUGCUGAUCUUAUACGGUAUCGCCGACGACCUCAGCAACUUCCACCACAACGCUAAAAUCGCCAACAUCACGGGAGGAACCACCACCGCUGUGGGGGGAGCCGCGGCCAUCGUGGGGCUGGCUCUGAUCCCCGUCACGUUCGGAGCGUCCAUCAUCAUCACGGCCAUCGGAGUGGGCGUGGCUACAGCGGGGGGCAUCACGGCCGCCUCCGCCUCCCUCUCAGACACCAUCAACAACAUGCACGACCGUAAGAAGAUUGAGCUAAUCAUCAUGGACUACGAGGCCCAGCUGGUGGAAAUGCAGCACUGUUUGCGAUUCGUCAUUGAAGGUCUCUGUCGACUGCAAUCUCAUCCGCUGCUGCGACGAAACAACUACUACACGGGCGACUGGGAGGUGCGACGCGCACUCCAGACCAUUAGCUUAGCUAGCGACCCGGUAGAGCGAGCGGAAGAACUCAUUCAAUGCACGCUGGCCAAGUUAGCCAGUCUGCAGAAAGGAAUAGACAAGUACUUCACCAAAGACUUGAAGGAGGUGAAGAAGGGCUGCAAGAAGGAGGUGACGGCCGAAGUGCGGAGUCUGGCCAAACAGCUGCAUGAAGGUUUAGCGGCGUUCAGCUCCAUCAGAGAACAGCUGCUCGACGCCGGCGGAUACAUCUAGCAGUCAUCUCAGAUAAGCUUUGGUGUCAGAUCUCUGCGCUCCCAUUGGUUGUCACUGCUCAUUUGCAUAAAAUGGAAUGGUGAUUUUCAGCAAGUUCUGACUCUCACUGAGAUGAAGUGAAGUCAAGCUGCUUUGUUGCUGUGAAUCGCUGUCUGUAUGCGAACACUUUCGAUGACAUCUCUAGAUGAUGCAUUUAAGAAAUCCAUUCUGCACGCCAACGAUUUCAAGAUUCCUCCACAUAUUUAAGAGACUUAAAUAUGUGGCAAACUGGUAUUUCCUGUUAUAUUUUAAUUGACUAUCGUGUUCAUAAAACACACUGGUUUGUAGCACAAAUACUUCCUCACAUUCUUACUCAGAUAGCAGAUGUAUAUCUGCAAGAUCUCUUGAUCUGGAAAGCAUCUGCUGUGUACAAACAUCUGAUGUCAGUUUUACAUGUAUUCGAAAUCAUAAACAUCUUACAGACAUCUUCUAAACGUCUGUUUGACAUCUGAUUGGAAACGUCCUGUAGAUGUAUUGCAGAUGAGCAACACUCUAAAAAAUAUGUCUUGCAGACGUCAAAUAGACGUCUUUGUGAUGUACGUGUGCUAUGAGCGUAUUCUUGUAGUUAUUUCCCUGAUACGAUGUCAUUAAGAUGUUCAUGAUUUUGAAUGCAUGUAAAACUGACAUCUUUGAGAUGUCUAUCAGAUGUUUGUACACAGCAGAUGCUUUCCAGAUCAUGAGAUCUUUAACAGACAUCUUGUAGACGUUGCUAUAUGGUUUAGUGAUAGAGGAAGCCUCGCACAUUCACAGGAAAUACUUCAGCUUUACAAAAUGAGGAUAUGUAGUCACAGAUGAUAUUACAUUGCAUCUGUAUUGUACAACUGCUGUGCUGCGGUCACAGUUUGUGGUUAAAAACCAGUUCUUGUUCACAAUCUGGUUCUGCUUUUGGUGAGAAAGAAGCCGCAGACAAGAAUCACUUUUAUCUAUUUAAAAAUAAAAAGGCUUUAGGCUUUAGAUAAACUGAAUUUUUAUGUAAAUCUUUCAUAUGCUUUUGCACAGAUUGUAUUAUUAACAACCCUAAAGCUGUUACACACACACACACACACACAAAGUUAUUUCAUGUCUUGACAUGAUGUUGUGCAAUACUGGAAUGAAGGUUACUUUCAUUAAGA